AUGUGCAAGCACUUCCCCCUCUCCACCAUCUCAAUCCCCUGCAUGAACGACGCAGAAGGUAUAACCACAAUGCCUGUCCCCGGCCGCCGCUGCCCCGCCUGUCUCGAACGCGGCGACACCGUCUGGGUUGUUCCGGGCAAGAAUUGUCACGAGUGUGGGACGCCGGUGAACUAG
Molecule: messenger RNA, 174 nt
Organism: Bipolaris zeicola 26-R-13
Lineage: Eukaryota; Fungi; Ascomycota; Dothideomycetes; Pleosporales; Pleosporaceae
Exons: 2
Coding region: 1-174 (57 amino acids)
Source: RefSeq, a predicted model, not a curated record